Plectropomus leopardus (leopard coralgrouper) is the source of this 978-nucleotide messenger RNA. It is a transcript of the gene tspan10, whose product is annotated as tetraspanin 10. The record is from RefSeq and is a predicted model, not a curated record. NCBI's taxonomy places the organism in Eukaryota, Metazoa, Chordata, Actinopteri, Perciformes, Serranidae. Gene Ontology annotation, cellular component: plasma membrane.
AUGAGGAGAUAUUUAGUGCUUAAAAGGAUUCCUUUGCCAUGGUUGAGGAGGGACACCACGCAAACUGAGUCCAGUCCGCUCAUACCGAAGGCGAGCUCUGCUAAAGAGGAUGCCAAGGAGCUCACCACUGACUUUCACCAAGCAGGGUCCAACGAUGGACAGGACAACAGCCUGUUCACAAGCGUCCCACCCCUAUACAGAUAUUCUUGGAUGGACUAUUUCCUAAAAUACUUCCUGUUUGUAUGCAAUCUGGUGUUCACAGUUCUGGGCCUGGUGGUUCUUGGUGUGGGGAUGUGGGGCCUCAUCAGUAAAGAGUCCUUUGCUCAGGAGAAGAUCGGCAGUAUCGGCACUGACCCGAUGCUGAUACUUGUGACUCUGGGCUUUGUGCUGACGGUGCUCUGCCUAUCAGGCUGCGUAGGCGCCUUAAGAGAGAACUGCUCUUUACUGAAGUUGUUUUCUGCCGCGGUGCUGGCACUCAUCACCGCUCAGGUGCUGGCUGCCAUUAUGGCCUACAGCAUGCAAGAUCAGAUUGGAGACUACCUGCGGUCAGGGAUGUUAGCAGCCAUGGUGCGCUACCAGGAUGAUCUGGAUCUGAGGUUCAUCACAGACGAGAUUCAGUCCAAUCUGCAGUGCUGUGGGGCUGACAACUACCGUGACUGGGAGCUCAACAUAUAUUACAACUGCUCAGCUCCAGGCGUGCUGGCCUGUGGCGUCCCCGCGACAUGCUGUGUGGACCCUCUGGAGAACGGCACAGUGUGGAACUCUCAGUGUGGUGUCCAAGCCCAGCUGCUGGAUGAGUUUACUGCACAGAGCGUGAUCUUCCUGGGCGGUUGUCUGGGGGGAAUCUCACGUUGGAUCGAGCAGCACGAGGGCCUGAUUGGGACGGUUUUAAUUGUUGUUCUCGGUGUCCAGAUACUGACUCUGUUUAUCACUACACGACUGUUGGAAAGCAUCCAGUGGCAUAAAGUUUACAUGUAA